This is a messenger RNA of Cucurbitaria berberidis CBS 394.84, 3972 nucleotides long. RefSeq names its product DUF726-domain-containing protein. Bases 137 to 3694 code for a protein of 1185 amino acids. Lineage: Eukaryota; Fungi; Ascomycota; Dothideomycetes; Pleosporales; Cucurbitariaceae. The transcript has 3 exons. The record is from RefSeq and is a predicted model, not a curated record.
UCCGCUUUUGUAUGAUAUGGCCUGAGGGCGACGACGAAGCCUUGUACAUACUUUGCUUACGCUUGGGUUUCCCUCAGGCACUCUCCGCACGCUUCCGUAGUCCAGGCAUGCUCGAUGCGUCUGCGACAGUCCCACCAUGACCAGCGAGACCCCCGCCGAUCCCCCUAAGCUUCAGUCUAAAAACACAGAAAGCGCAGUAUCACCGAACAAACCUAAAGCGGAGCUCGAAUAUGACGAUUUUGGUCUGCCAAUAAGGAAGCCGCGGGCGAGGACGCCAGUGGAGGAGAGCUCAGACUCGGAGGAGGGGGAGUUUGAGGAUGCGGUAGCUUCCAAGACAGCGAGCCAAGUCAAGAUUGCUCUGCCAGAGACGGAUAUACGAAUAGACGAUGAGAAGAAGAGUAUAGAAGCGCCUCCAGACGCCGAAGUAGAGAAAGCCAAGGGGGGAGGCGAUGCGAAACCGCAAGUUAAUGGACACAUGAAGGGGCCAGAGGAGAAGGUGGAGCAGAAAGAAAACACCGAAACGCCUCCAGUAGAACCAGCACAAAUUGCUUCCGAAGACACACCGCAGCCUGAAACUGUGGACAAGCGAAGGAAUCUGGAGCCACAGCCUGCCCACCGACACCAAACGAGCAUGAUAACUGUGUCCGAGUACUCGCACCAACAUGCAGUUUUACAACCCCAGAACGACGAACAAGACGAGAAAGACGAAGACGACGGUGAUUGGCAGACUAUGCCAGCAUACGCUCAAUACGACAUGUACGACGAUGACAAUAGGCUUAUUGCGAAAGAAAACGCGGCAGAGCUGGAAGAUAUGAGCGGCUAUGCCAAUGUCGGAGGUGCUGCCAAAGGCUAUACUAGGGUCAUAAUGGAUGAUGAUGCUGAUUCUCAAACAAGUAUGGACGACAACACUGCCUAUCUCUUCAAGGAGAAAAGCAACGCGCUGCACGACGACGACGAAGAAGUCCGGGAUCCGCUCAUGCAGAUGCAGACUACUAAAAAUCUCCUUACCGAAGGACAGCGUGUCGCAUAUGUCGGACUGGUCCGGUUGGCUAUGGUUGAGAUGGAGAACAAGUACUCUAGGAUCGAGAGAAGUAACAAGAAAGUUAAAAAGGCGUUAGACAUGCAUACAGAAGCAACAAAGAUGUGGUCUCAGAAGAUAAUGGUCAGGGUAUACGGGCAUAUGGACAUCAAUGCGUCCGAGCAAAUUAUGAUCGAGCAAUUGUCGGACCAUGGCGUAGUCGCAGCAGAUCUCACUCCAGCUUUGAUGGCGAACGCUCGAGUGAAGAAUCCGGCGGCAGAAGAGGUGGUCUCACUGAAUGAAUCCGACUCAGCAAGACCUUCCAUAUCUUCACCACGCCCUGGAUCGCCAGCGGAGAAGGGCAUGUUUACUAAGUCAGCAUCAACACUGGAUCUGCCCGACUAUGUAAAGUCCCCGCCACCUCCACCAUACGAAGAGCAUCAGGGAUUCGAGUAUCCAGAAGUUAAAACACCGUCACAACUUCCAACCAGCAAGAACCUGGACAUUGACCUCCGCUGGACCGUCUUGUGCGAUCUCUUUUUGGUGCUGAUCGCAGACGCAAUUUAUGAUUCGCGCUCAAGAGAGCUCUUCGAACAGGUCGGAAAGUAUCUCAGCGUGGACUGGCUGGAAAUUUGCCGUUUCGAGAAACGUGUAACAGACGCGUUGGAAAUGCAAGAACAGGCGGACAAGGAGAACUGGAACGAAGAGGAUCAUAUGGUCAGCCGCGCCAAGAGAGCACGUAAUAAACGUCUGGCGUUUAUGGGUCUCGCUACUGUUGGGGGUGGUCUGGUCAUUGGCUUGUCUGCAGGUUUACUUGCUCCUCUUAUUGGAGCUGGUCUUGCUGCGGGAUUCACAACCAUCGGUGUAGCCGGGACUAGCAGUUUCCUUGCAGGUGCUGGAGGUGCCGCUAUCAUCACUUCCACAGGCGUCGUCACCGGUAGUACCGUCGGGGUCAGAGCGGCGAAUAGGCGAACAGGAACCGUCAAGACAUUCGAAUAUCGACCUUUGCACAACAACAAGAGAACACACCUCAUCAUUACUCUUGCAGGGUGGAUGAACGGUAAAGUGGAUGAUGUGCGAUUACCGUACAGCACGGUAGAUCCAAUCAUGGGCGACAUAUACUCCGUGCUUUGGGAGCCUGAGAUGCUAAGGAGUAUGGGUGACACUAUCAACAUUCUAGCUACUGAGGCCCUUACGCAAGGUCUGCAACAAGUCCUGGGAAGCACUAUCUUGACAGCGCUCAUGGCAGCCAUGACUCUCCCUCUUGCUCUGACGAAGCUGUCCUACCUCAUUGACAACCCAUGGAUCGUUUCACAAGCUCGAGCAGAUAUGGCCGGACGUAUCCUUGCCGACUCACUGAUCGACCGUAAUCUAGGCACACGACCUGUGACCCUAGUUGGGUUUUCACUAGGCUCAAGAGUCAUCUUCUCGUGCUUGAAAGAGCUUUCCAGUCGGGGUGCUUUCGGUGUGAUACAAAAUGUGUACAUGUUUGGCACGCCAGUCGUGGCCAAGAACGAUGAAUACAUAAAAGUCAGGUCCAUCGUUCCUGGAAGAUUUGUUAAUGGGUAUGCCACCAAUGACUGGAUCUUAGGCUACCUCUUCCGUGCAACGAGUGGCGGAGUAAUGCGCGUAGCAGGCCUUGCACCCGUCCAAGUUCCCACUAUCGAAAACGUCAACGUCACCGAACUUGUGCCCGGCCACAUGGCCUACCGUGCCGCAAUGCCCAAGCUUCUCCGCGAAGUCGGCUGGAUCGUUGAAUCAGACGAAUUCGCGGAGAUCGAAGACCCUGACCCGGAUAACCAUGAAAUGCGCCAGCGCGAACUUAUCAACGAGAUUGAGGAGGCGCGAAAAGAAUUGGAGAAAAAAGCAGCCGAAAAGGAGAAGAGAGGUAGCAAAUUAUCUUGGUGGAAAAAGAAAAAGGGCGACAAGAAGGAGUGGGAGGUUUACGAUGAAAAGUCCUUGGCAGAGCAGCAUAAGACUAUUGACAAGGAUGCGGAUCCGGCGAAGAUUGCGGAGAAUCCGAUCAUGUUCGACAUUGACGCUAUCCGAAGAGAGGUCGCUGCCCUGGCCGUCGAGAGCAAAGAAUAUAACGCCGAGGCGGAGUUUGAGAUCAAGGAGAUUAAGAGUACGCUACCGCCAAUGAAAAUCGACAUCAGCACCGCGCCGCAGACAAGUCCACGCACGAAUCUUAGAGAGACGAAGAGCUACAACGACAGCCUAGGGCAGGCGACAUUGGACGCGAAGGCGAACGGUACAAGUAAUUUGUCGGCCACCAACGGAAAGAAUACACCGAGCGGACCCAAUGGCCAAGGGAGGAAUGUCUUUGAGGAGUAUGAUGAAUUUGAUGACCCGGGUGCAGAACGCAUCGAGAUGACCUUCGACUCCUCGUUCCGUGACCCGCCGACACCCGCACCGUCCACGUCCAAAUCCCCACGACCUGUCCACGACACGCCAGAGGGCCUAUCAACGCCAUGGGAGUCACCAUCAGCUAAACCCCGGUGGAACCCGGAUACACAGCCGACCUGGGAUGACCCAUCACCUGCAGACCGGCCGCCGUUGAAGACAUCCAAGACGGAACCGAGCGGAGCGACCAUUAACCCGGGGUACAAUGCCUGGGCCGAUGAAUUUGAUGAUGAUUUUGGGACGGAAAAGGAGGUCAAGAUGAGCUUCAUGUAAACUCUUUUUGGUGUAUAUACCACCAUGCGGACAAAUGGCGUUUCAAUGGUUUGUAGGACUGUGCGCAUAUUGCAUAGACUUCGAGUUUGUUGUUGCAUAGUAAGCGCCGCAUUCUUGGGGGUUGGUUUGGUGUUGGUUGGGUCUCCUUUUUUUUUUAACGUUUUGUGGACUCUGAGCUGUUGGAUGCUCUCUCCAUUACACUUUUGCAUACCUGGUGUUUGUAUUUAUGGUGCGUAGGAUAAACUAUCUCUAGUAAAUAAACACAUUAAAUACUCUCG